ACAGUCCUGUUUUCCCAGUACAUGUCCUGUUCAUUAUUUUCCCCCUCAAUAGUAGGCUAUAUUAUAGGACCGGCUGAUGUAGGCGAUUUCAGGUUUUACUAUGCUUGUGGAGACAUAUGAUCCCAACAAUGUUUCAAAAAUCGGAUCAAAAUCUAAACUAUGAUCAAAAAAAAGUCUUUAUAAAUGUAUUUUUUCUCCUUAGGCUGCUAUGCAAUCAAGAGGAUAAAAGUUAUUAUAUUCAAAUGUAAUUUCUCUUUUAGGCUACUUGUUUGCAUAAUGCCCUUAACAAAACUGUGCUGUUCCAUGUUGAUGAUGGUUCUAGGUUAUUUGUACCAUGAUAGCCUACUUUUUGGCACAUAACAUGCACGUCUUAUGCUGUUAGGUAAUAAACCACAGCGCAGACUGACGAACUAUACUUCUAAAAACUGACAUCACUCCAUCGUUUUAUUUAAUAUCAAUUGUUGGCCCUUUACAUUCCACAACACUGAACAUGUACGCGUGCGCCGGGUGAGCAUGAUUCCACAGAGAUGCAAUGCCUCAUACGCGUGGCGCAGUGAGCGCACAGAAUAGUUCCUUUGAGUUUGUCAAAGCCACGCGCCCGGCGCACGAAGCCCGAGCAGGGGAUUCAUGCAUGGGGCGGGGUCUUUCUUUGGGAGCGUGCGGCCCGAAAGGGGGUGGAGGUGUGGCGCACGUGUAGAAAAGGGAGAGCAAGUUGCUUUCCCCUCAAAUCAUUUGCCGAACAGGUGUAAGUUAUCGCUUCUUGCGAGCCACGCGAAAGGCACGAGAGCGGCGCAUUACUUGCAAACUCCUUACCUCAUCUAUUUAUCUAUUUAUUUGACGCGACAUGGAGGCAACUGUCAUCGCGAAGACGCAAAUAACGCAAGACUCGUUUUAUCAGCCGUUUUCGGAGACCCUCCUGCCUCAUGCGAAGCAGGACAUGGAGUGUAAAGUGCUGAAGAGACAGCGCUCGAGCAGCCCAGAGUUACUCAGGUGCAAGAGGAGACUGACCUUCAACGGACUCGGCUAUACUAUCCCUCAACAGCAGCCCAUGGCGGUGGCCAGACGGAACGAGCGCGAAAGAAACCGCGUCAAGCAGGUGAACAUGGGCUUCCAGACGCUUCGCCAGCAUGUGCCGAAUGGAGCGGCGAACAAGAAGAUGAGCAAAGUGGAGACGCUGCGCUCGGCAGUGGAGUACAUCCGAGCGCUUCAGCAGCUGCUGGACGAGCACGACGCCGUGUCUGCUGUGUUGCAGUGUGGUGUCUCGUCUCCAUCGGUCUCCAACGCGUACUCCGCGGGCACGGAGUCACCUCGCUCUGCGUACUCCUCUGAUGAAGGCAGCUAUGAGCCUCUCAGCUCUGAGGAACAAGAGCUGCUGGACUUCACCACAUGGUUCGACAGAUAUGAAUCAGGUGCUUCACUGACCACUAAAGAUUGGUGCUGAAUGGACAGCACAUGACCAGUACCGGUUGGAGAUACGUUGUCUGCUGGUGCCUGUGAAGAAUCAGAGUUCAUUGACUGAGCACUGGACACACAGAGGGCCAUUUCCAGCAAU
Molecule: messenger RNA, 1552 nt
Organism: Pimephales promelas (fathead minnow)
Lineage: Eukaryota; Metazoa; Chordata; Actinopteri; Cypriniformes; Leuciscidae
Source: RefSeq, a predicted model, not a curated record